Messenger RNA from Paramecium sonneborni, 692 nucleotides. Lineage: Eukaryota; Ciliophora; Oligohymenophorea; Peniculida; Parameciidae. The record is from the annotation of a GenBank genome assembly.
GUAAAUGAAAUAUUCUUAAACAACAGUAAAAAUAUUCAUUGACUUUAGCUAUAAAACUCGCCAUCCUAAUUUAAUAUUCCGUUGUUAAAAAAUGAUUCAUAAAAUUGGAAUGAUGUUAAAAAGGGAAUAAGAGAUAAAGUUUAUUCUAAAGUUUAGGGAUUUGAGAAUUAGAAGUUUAUUUAAAAAAGUGAAUUACUUUACAAUUUUAAGAAUCAAGAGGAAAAGAAUUCAAAUCAAGCUUUAUCGCAUAGAUAAUCUGCAACUCAUUUAAAAAAUCUUAUGGAUAAUAAAUUUCCAAAAUAAGAAUCUCCAAUAAAAAUGGGUUUGACUCGUGCAAUAUACUCACCAAGUCAGAAAUAAUAUCAUCCCUUAGAUGAUAUUCAAAUAAAGAAUAAUUAUUAAAGUGCAUUUGGUUCUUCAAUAGGUAAAGAAAAGGUUAAAAUUCAAUCAUCAAAAAAAGAAUAAUACUCCUAAUAAAAACCAUUAUCUGAUAUGUUAGACAUGAAAAGAAAUAAGGCAGUAACAGAAAGAGCAACACUUGCAGAAAUUAUAAGAAUUUCAAACCAUCUUUAAGAUGUUUAAUAAGCAGAAGCAACUUAAUUAAGUAGUGCAUAUUUAUAAGAGCUUAUAACUUUAUAAUAAAAUAUAGGCAAAGUACUUAAAAAUACCUCUAAUAAAACAUAUAAAUGAAC